AUGUGCCUACGGCGCUUGGCCAACGGCCCUGGAGUUGAUAAUUCCAGAUAUUGGCAAAACUCAUUGAAGCGUGAGUGUGCAGAGGGCGAGGGGAUCAUUAGCAAACAUGAUUCCACCAUGAAGAGUUCUGAUUACAAAUCUGACCUCAAGACUACGUUCUCAGGCGUCUUCACCUUACCAGACACUGUGAGCGGAGUGACAAUACAGAAUUUGGCCACCAAUUUGCAUAGCAAUCAGAAGGCUGAAUCGCAAGAGCCCAAGACUGACCUGAGUGGGGUCUUGUGUACGUUGCACUCCAUGUUGAUCCUCUUCAAGGAUCUAGCAUCACUACAAGAUUUGAUUGGUGGUGAGGAGAUUCUAUGGAGGGCCGCGAGACAGCGGCAGGUAAAAAAUAACCUGGACAUGCUCGACAACAAUGAAGCAGGAUGGGCACCAGCAGUAGAUCUGACUGAUCUGUGCUCUGGAUUGAUGGGUGAAGAUGGAUUGAUGAUCCUCACAGAGGACAUGGGCAACUCCAACUUGAUAGAUUUAGCGUUGUUCAUGGCCUUAGCCGCUGCCGAUGUGAGCGAUGCGCCGCCGAUACUGCAAGGCUAUUUGGGCCGUUUGCGGAAGUCAGCUGCGGGCCUCAAGCCAGCUUCAUGGGAGCACUCCUGGAAGCGCAAGUGCGUGUUCAAGUUUGGACAAGGUCAUGCCUCUUGGCUAGUUUGCUUGGACUCACCUUUCCAAGUCGGCUGCUGGGUUUGCCAUUCAGCUGGCGUCAAAACAGCUUUUGGGAGAUUGGCCGUGACGAAGGUUCAAGCUCUUAAAUCUGUCAACUUGCAGAACCACGAGAAGCAGAAGGUCCAUGUGCAAGCUUUGGAAAAGCUUCAGUCCCCUGGCCAAAGCCAACCUGACCAGGAAGAUCUAGUGGAUGGCCACGUUAGUGGUUUACCUCUGUCAGUGCCAAGACUUGACAAAUGGAUAGCUGCAGUGAAUGCCCUGGUGGACAGAGCUUCUUACAGUGGGGUGCAGGGCCGCGUGGAGGCUGGCAGUGUCGGAAGCGCUUUGCUCGCUGGAGGCGACAGCAGCAGCAAGGUGGUCAGGCAGAUGUAUGCAUGUCUGGGGUCAAGAUUAGCGGCCUUGGACCUGGCUCGCAUCAAAAGAGCGGUUAGUGGAAGCCUUGCAAUCGACAAGGGGCAUGGGCACGUCGUAGUGUAUGGCAGGAUGCUGUGUACUGACGGCAUCUACGACUGGUUUCUGGGGCUUGGGGACCAUGUGCCGGAUAGCGACGAGCCUGACGCCAGCAGAUCAGUCCUCAAAAGCUUGGAAGACGUCUUGAAGAGAGCCUGCACAGUGCAUGUCGAAACAAGGAGAUUGCAGAAUGUCCACAGCAGCGAUGCAGACCACUUGGACAAUGAAGCUUUCAGCAACUUGAGACGCUGCUGUGUUUCGCUGGUGGCUGAUGGUGGCCCGACAGAGCAAAGGGCUUUGUAUGAGGCAUCUCCGCUGGCUUCUGGGUUGGGCGGCGCUUCAGCUGAUGAGUGCCUUUUCCCGAACUGCAUGCUCAUCACCCGGGAUCGAGCGCAUCGUUUUCGCUCUGUGGACAAACAGUUUUGGUCCAGUUUGCCAUCCAUUUUCAAGGACUUCUUGGCAAAGCUGGUGACUGGUCGGGAGGCUUUGGAAUGCUUUGGACCUGGUGCCACAUCGCGGGCUCAGGCUUUCGCAGCGAAGCAAAGGAAGGAUGUUGAGAGUGCUGUGGGCUUCAGUCGCAUUUUGAAGAGCUUUGCCUAUGCCGAGCACAGGUUUGAUUCGCGAAAGCGGCCGCUUUUCCGACUGUUCAGGUUGUUGCCGUUGGUCAUCGACUUGCUCGAGGAGGUCAGUGCCGCCGUGGGUCCCUUCGAUGAGGAAGACCGUGCUUGGGCCGCUGCGUUGCUCCAGGAGUUUGGUGGGGACGAGGGCUAUUGCCGUGUUGUGGGCUCCGCGGUGGCUGCUGAUGCACUAGUCAUGGCAUGGCCUUUGAUCAAAGUUGCCGACCAAGCUUGCGCAGACUUUGCGCUCGAAGCUCCAGCUGCUGCGCAGUGCCUUGCAACGCUGAAGCUGAUGCUUUGCCAUGGGGGGAUCUUUUUACCGGAUGCUUCAGAGACACUGACGCAUUGCGCUUUGCAUGCAGUGAAAGAACGACAAGUGUCGGCUUAUCCUCUUUUCACCUGUUUGGCCUUUGUCGGCUGUAUUUUGCUGUUUGCCAUGGUGUCCAACACCGGACUUCCUUCCGAAAGCAAGUUCAUGGGCCGAGGGAAACCAGAGAAGCUUCGAACUGCGGUGGUUCGGUGGCCAGCCCCUGACACGCCUGAAAGACGGGAGCCAAUGACAAUUGCGAAGAGGUUCUACAACAUUUUUGAGACCUUCUUCAACACAAACUUUCCGGGGUACGAGGAGGCCAAUGCUUUCGGGGCUUUCAAUUUGUCUGCGCAGAUCGCGCUUCCCAACCGAGAGCGCUGGGUCAAAUUUCUGUGUGAGCGAUUUGGCAUUGACGGGUCCGAAGCUUGGAAAAGUUGGCUCGGCAACGGUGAGACCACCGGUGUUUUUGUACGAGCGCAAUGGCAUUUUUCCAUGCAUGGGGUGAAGGAAUUGCACCGGACCAAAUCUGCAUGCCACGCACCAGAGUCUCCUCACCAAGAAGCAUGGCUGGCGACGUGGUUCGAGAUUCGCCGGGUCAGCUCCCAUUCUGCUGUCUGCCGCUUGGUGGAGAUUUACUUGAGUGCAUUGAGUGGAACUGGCACCGUGGAGCGGUUCAUACAUCUCAAAGGCGACCUAGCCCACAGUCGCCCGAAUCUUUCCACCAGGAAUUUGGAAAUCAGCUUGAAGCUUUUGGUGCAAGAUGAUGGGGGUCGCCGCCGGUCCCGUUUGGAUGCAGAAUCUUUGUUGUGCAAGCCAACCUCCGCAAAGACCGCUGGUGGAGCCACAGCUGUGCACCCUGCCAGUCAAGUGCUUUUGAGAGCUCAGAGGCUGUAUGCAGCCUACUUUGGCGAGAAGCCGGGCAAGGCCAGAGACAUGGAAGCCCAUUCCCCUACCUCGCUGUCUCGACAAAGGCUACUUGCACAAAAGCCGAGGCUUACAAUAUGCAAGGACAAGAGUGACAAGUCCGAGAAAGCGACCUUGGAGAAACAUGCUGCUUCUUGCGCAGCAGCGGCUAGCAAAGUCCGGGAAGGUGGCGUGAUGGAGGGUGUGCUCGGUGACAUCCCUUCGUCAGAUGGCGGGGCAUCCGAGUCGGGCAUCUUGAAUUCAAUGGCUCAAGCUGCUUGGCACAUGAGGAAGAAACGGAAGGCCUUCGUUCAAGAAGCUUCUGAAAGAGUCAGUGCGCCAUCUUCUAGCUCAAAGGCAAGGACGGACGCAACAGCAAAGAAACGAGCCUUGGAGGCGUCGACGGGAACUCCACAACCAGUUUCCAAAGUGCCAAGAGUUGCUGGAGAACAAGCUGUUUUGAGCGAGGAAGAUUGGGCUGCAGCUGACAAAGCUGUGGCAAACCAGAAGGCCAUUGCGGAUAAGAAGGCUUCAGUUUUUCGAGCUGCUGCAGCAGGGCAACCUGUGGAUUACGUGGAUGCGAAAGGUGGCCUGAUGCGGCCGAAAGGCGCCCCUCCAGUAGCAGCAGCCAAAAUGCCUUCGUUGCCACCUGAGCCUUACCUGUUCUUGGAAGGGGUCAGGAAGAGCGAAGCGAAACAAUGCACCCACUUGCCUGAAAAAUGGAUCCGCACCAAGGAGAUCAGGGAGGUGCACUUGGUCUUGGUGAAAUCGGUGCCACUCAGCUGGCGAGGGCCAGCGGCUUUGCUGGCGCGAAUGGUGGGCGCCAGGCUUAUGGACCUUGAAGGCAGGAUGACAGCAUUCAGAGGUGUUCUGCGCCAUUGCCACAUGGUACUUUUUGUCACCUCCGGAUUUGAAAGCAAGCAUCCAGAUCACGCCAAAGUUCUCCGUCAACUGGGCCUAUUGAGUCCUUUCAUGACUGUGAAGCAGAAUCAGCAGCGCCGGCGCUUGGAAGUUCAUCGCGGCGAUGUGCUUACCAGGGUGGAGUGGCCCACACUUACACAUGUCUUGGUGGCAGAAGCCGAUGCAAAACCCCUCCGAUGUCAGGAUCUGGAUGGAAAGGAUGUCAAAGUCAAAUGUUUGGAUUUGACAGAAUUUUUGCACUUGUGUUCCAACUGCUAUGAGCCGGCCUAG
Molecule: messenger RNA, 4191 nt
Organism: Cladocopium goreaui
Lineage: Eukaryota; Dinophyceae; Suessiales; Symbiodiniaceae
Source: the annotation of a GenBank genome assembly